Molecule: messenger RNA, 1182 nt
Organism: Mytilus trossulus (common blue mussel)
Lineage: Eukaryota; Metazoa; Mollusca; Bivalvia; Mytilida; Mytilidae
Product: 10 kDa heat shock protein, mitochondrial-like
Exons: 4
Coding region: 207-512 (101 amino acids)
Cellular component (GO): mitochondrial matrix
Molecular function (GO): metal ion binding; ATP binding; protein folding chaperone
Source: RefSeq, a predicted model, not a curated record
UUCUGGGUAACAUUCAAUAAAACCAGAGAAUGUCGAAUAAAUUUCAACUGGCCCAACACGUGGUUCCGGUAUUCUGGAGAAUUCUGUUGCCGGCACAUUUACAUCAGUUGACCUUGGUAGUUUUCUGUUGCAUAAACGGACGAAGUAUUGUCAAGUAAAACAGAUUUAACUGGACUAGUCAGUUUAGUUGCUACUAUCUAAAUACAAUGGCACGUGCUUUCAAAAAAUUUAUACCCAUGUUUGACAGAGUUCUGGUAGAGAGAUUUGCUCCAGAAUUGAAGACAAAAAGUGGCCUUAUGAUUCCAGAAAAAGCCCAGGGAAAAAUUCAACAUGCUACUGUAUUAGCAGUUGGCAGUGGAUCCAAAACAAAUAAGGGAGAAACAUUACCAAUGAAUGUACAAGUAGGAGACAAAGUUUUAUUACCUGAAUAUGGUGGAACAAAAAUUGUGUUAGAAGAUGAGGAUUACUUCUUAUUUCAAGAAAAAGAUAUCAUUGGAAAGUUCGAAUCUUGAAAGUCCAAACCAAAUGUCCUUAAUUUAGACUGUCAGGAACAGAAUAAACAAUGACAGAACAUAUAUGUACCAAUAGCCAAAUAUAUGAGUUGUGAUUAUUAACAAGUACCAGUGUACUCAAGUGUUCAAGGCUCAUUCAUUCAAUGAAUUAGUCGCAAGCAUUUUUUUUUAAGUCGUGCAGAAAACCUUUUUGUAAUUACUUGAUGACUGUUUUUUAUGCAUUUUGUAUUAGUUAUGAUGGAGUUAUAGAAAUCAAUAUUUAACAGUUCUUUGGAAUCACAAAAAAUAUUAUUUCACAAAUGAAAAUAAUUUGAAAUAAAAAGUGUGGUAUAUUUCUUUUGAUUUAGGGAAAAAAAUAUUUUGUGUUAUUGUUAAUUCUAAUCCAGAAUUAAAUAUAAAACAUAAUUUUUCAAUUACUUUUAAGCUGUUGCCUGUUGGCGUUUUAUUCUAAAGCAAUCAAAAUAUGAGAACAUGCGAAAUGUUAGUUGCAUCUAAAUUGUUGUUAUAUCAUCUUUAUUUUUCAUAUACAUGGAAUACAUGUAGUGUGUGUGUGUGAAUGUAUAAAAGUUUAUUAUGUAUCAGAAAUAGUUAGAUUUAUUAUAUGAAUUCUUUUUUGUGAUGUUUUUUUAGCUGUUUUAAUUCAACUGAUAAAUAAAUGUUUGACACAGUA